AUGGGUGUCGAUGAGAAGGCCACCGUUGACCCGGGCUCGUUCCCACCUCCCACCGAGGACGAGAGCGGGUUGGUUCUCAGCGUCGACUGGACCAAGGAGGAGGAGGCACGAGCAAAGAGAAAGCUCGAUCUGAUCAUUAUGCCCCUGCUCACCCUGGGCUUCUUCUGCCUGCAACUCGAUCGUGGAAACAUCUCCAACGCCAUCACCGACAGCUUCUUCGAGGAUGUCGGCAUCACCCAGAAUGAGUUCAACGUCGGUCAGCAGAUGCUGUCUCUCGGCAUCGUGCUCUUCGAAAUCCCAUCCAACAUGAUUCUCUACCGCGUCGGCCCCGGCAAGUGGCUCACCCUGCAACUCUUCCUCUUCGGCACCGUCUCGACCUUCCAAGCUUUCCAGAACAGCUAUGGGUCCUUCAUUGCCACCCGUCUGCUGCUUGGUAUCACCGAGUCUGGUUUCAUUCCCGGCGGUCUCUGGACGCUCUCGACCUGGUACACGCGCGCUGAGACGGCCAAGCGCGUCAUGUUCUUCUACUUUGGUAACCAGUUUGGCCAGGCUUCUUCCAAGCUGUUGGCCUAUGGUAUUCUUCACAUGGGAGGUGUUGGCGGAAAGGCUGGAUGGUUUUGGCUGUUUGCGCUCAUGGGUGGCUUCACCAUUCUCUGCGGCUUCAUUCUUGGUUUCUGCCUCCCCGAUUCGUUCCGCAACCCCUGCCCGGCCUUCCUGCCAGGCAUCAGCUUAUUUACCAAGAGAGAGCUUCACAUUCUUCAGACCCGUGUCCUUCUCGAUGAGCCGGCCAAGGGCAAGAAGAAAAAGUCUAUCAAGAUUGAUGCCUUCAAGAGAGCCUUCUCCAACUGGCGCCUCUGGUCUCACGUCAUCAUCACCCUUUGUAACAACGGUCCUCAGCGCGCUUUUGACACCUACUCUCCCACCAUCAUCUCUGGUUUCGGUUACAAGAAGCUCCAGGCCAACGCCAUGGCUUCCGUCGGUCUCUUUCUGCAGAUUCCCACCUCGUGGGCUUUCUCCUGGGUAUCCGAUCACUAUGAUGUCCGUGGCGAGACCGUCAUUGCUGGCAUGACCUGCCAUCUGUUCGGCUACGUCUUGAACCGCAUCUUCACCGAUCACCCCAGACUCCAGGGAGCCCGUUACUUUGGCGUCGUCUGGACCCAGACUUUUGGCACCUUCAGCCACCCUCUCAACAUUGCCUGGAUGUCGCUCACCUGCGAGGAUUCCGAAGUCCGCGCUCUGGCCAUGGCUAUGGUCAUCAUGGGCGCCAACACUGCCGGUAUUUAUGGUGCGCAAAUCUUCCGCUCCGAGGACUCCCCCUUUUACCGCCGUGGCUUCACCGUGGCCUGCUGCGUCCUCGCCAUCGGCCUCCUCCUUGCCGUCGUUCGUUUUGUCGACGACAAGAUCCACAAGAGGAAGCACAACACUGUCCAGCUCGCCCACGGUGGCGGCGAGACGAGCGAUGACGGCUCCAACGGCGAAAAGGGCAUCUCUGCUCUGGAGCGUGCCGCCGGUGUCACCGUGCCAGUGGAUGAUGAUGUUAAGAGGGCACUGAAGAACUAAAAAGCUGGUUGCUGCAUAAUGAUAUUAUAUACCCAGGUGGAAAGAUAUUGGAGUUGAUUUGUUUAGUUUGUGUUUUUGGUAUAGUCCCGUCUGUUUGAUAGACUUGGAAUACCCAAUGGGCAUUAGGGAUAUUGGAUAAUUUAAAAAAAUUGGAUACUACAAGUCCCAAGUCUACGUUCUAUGUAUCUGUUUGCUUUGGUGAGUCGACAUUUAUUCAAAAUUAAACUUCGUGACAAAGCUGGGUAUACAUAUGUUGCUUUUCUGGAUAGUAGUUUGAUAACGGCCCCGAUAUUAAGCUAC
Podospora bellae-mahoneyi is the source of this 1860-nucleotide messenger RNA. RefSeq lists its product as uncharacterized. Gene Ontology annotation, biological process: transmembrane transport. Bases 1 to 1560 code for a protein of 519 amino acids. Gene Ontology annotation, molecular function: transmembrane transporter activity. The transcript is spliced from 3 exons. Lineage: Eukaryota; Fungi; Ascomycota; Sordariomycetes; Sordariales; Podosporaceae. Gene Ontology annotation, cellular component: membrane. The record is from RefSeq and is a predicted model, not a curated record.